GACGCAGCCGACCAGGCUCUACGCUUCAGUUUUGUGUUAUUUUUGUGAUUUUUGAGUAUCGUGACUUUGAAUAAAUCCGAUCUGGUUCUAUGACUGACAUAGACGAUGUGUUUGCCAUGCUGGGCUUUGGCCGCAUGCAGGUCUUCAUAUUCUUCAGCUGUGCCAUUAUACAGAUGUACGUGACCAACGAGCAGCUCGGAUUGACGGUGAUCGUGGCGGGGGCCACGUGUGACCUGGGCAUCCACGACCAUCGCCUCUCGUGGCUCUACGCGACAAUCAUUAGCGGCCAGAUCGUGAUCAGCCCCUAUAUGGGCUAUAAGGCGGAUGAAAUCGGGCGACGCAGGCUGCUGCUCAUAACGCUCAUCCUGAGUCUGGUGUUCUCCCUGCUGUCGGCUUUAAUGCCAGACUUUUGGUCUUUUCUGGUGAUGCGCUUCAUCGUGGGUAUCUUCGUGACAGGACCCUCAACGUUGGUUGUUACCUACUUGAGUGAGUUCACGAAGAUCUCGCUGCGGGGUAGCGUGAUCAACUACCAGAGCUACUUCAUCGGCAUCAGCAUGGUCCUAACAACAUGUGUGGCCUCGGUGCUGCUGCCCCUGAAGCUGAGCCACAGAAUCGUCAACGAUUACGCGCUCACCAGCUGGCGUGUUCUGGGCCUGCUCAGUCUGCUGCCUGGCCUCGUUGGACUUGUCACCAUGUGGCUGCUGCCCGAGAGUCCCAAGUAUUACCUGGCCGUCGAUCGGCAGGAAAAGGCCAUGGAGGCCCUGGAGAGAUGCUGCCGCCUCAACAAGGGCAAAGAUGUAACCCUCUCCAGUCUGGGUGUGGAGUCCGUCACGCAGCCGCGCCUGCCCGAGAAGCCAGUCCAUCGCAGUGUCUUCGCCCGCCAGUGGUACGAUGUGGUGCCCCUCCUGCGUGGCGUUUAUUUUCGUCACUUGGCACUCGCCUCUGCUGCCAUUUUCAUACUGUUGGGCACUGGUGCUGGCCUGGCCAGCUGGAUGUUGCGUGUCCGUCAUCUCACGCUAAUGAAUAAAGACUCAGAGACCAUCUGUGCAGUGCUCGACAAAUUUGAUGAAAACAAAAUGACUCUGCCAAAGUGUGACUUGGGCAUGGAUGACCUGAAGGACUCUGCUUUCCAUGGUCUCGCCGUGCUUGGCUUCUUCAUAUUCACGAGCAUCCUUCUGAUUUGGUUUGGUCGCAGGGUCAUCGUUUUUGCAUAUGUUUUGGGCGCAGCCCUUGCUGGCUUCCUGCUGAACUUUGCCAAGGACAAAACGCUGAUACUCAUUUUAUUUCUCGUUUUAAUUGUGACGCCGCUGUGCAGCCUGAGGCUGACCCUGACGAUUCUCAUCGACCUGAUACCCACUAAUCUAAGGGGCAAAGCCGUUUCCCUCAGCAUGAUGGUUGGAUGUCUGGGCGGCCUGAUCGCCAGCCUCUUCGUGGGCUACACCAUGAAGGUCAGCUGCUAUGCGACCUUCAAUACCUUUGUGCUGGCCCUCAUACGUACGAUGUGGCACCUGUUAUUCCAUAAUUCCGUAAUUUUUUCUCUUGAAAACUCUCUCAUCCCCAGUUUGCGUCGUCCUCAUCGCAAUGCUGCCAUCUGAUGGGAAAAUGAGCGCCAAAAAGGCAUCUAUGUAGUCCGUUGUAGCUUUAUCCUUGUAUGUCGUGUGUUAAGCCAUUCAAAUAAAAGCAGACUCUGC
This is a messenger RNA of Drosophila obscura, 1691 nucleotides long. RefSeq names its product putative transporter svop-1. Gene Ontology annotation, molecular function: transmembrane transporter activity. The coding region runs from base 90 to 1595 and encodes 501 amino acids. Gene Ontology annotation, cellular component: membrane. The transcript has 7 exons. Lineage: Eukaryota; Metazoa; Arthropoda; Insecta; Diptera; Drosophilidae. Gene Ontology annotation, biological process: transmembrane transport. The record is from RefSeq and is a predicted model, not a curated record.